Molecule: messenger RNA, 1467 nt
Organism: Xenopus tropicalis (tropical clawed frog)
Lineage: Eukaryota; Metazoa; Chordata; Amphibia; Anura; Pipidae
Gene: ech1
Product: enoyl-CoA hydratase 1, peroxisomal
Biological process (GO): fatty acid beta-oxidation
Cellular component (GO): peroxisome; cytoplasm
Molecular function (GO): delta(3,5)-delta(2,4)-dienoyl-CoA isomerase activity; isomerase activity
Source: RefSeq, marked provisional
GUGGGAGUUUGUUAGUGAACUGCAAUGGCUUUGACUGUGCUGAGAGGGCUUAUGAAUAGAGAUAUCUCCAGAGCAGCAAUAGGGCUGCGCAAAAUGGCAUCCGAGGCAGAGAAUUCUAUAUAUCAGUAUGAGUCACUGAAAGUCUCUCAGGUGCCAAACCACAUCAUUCACGUGGAAAUAAAUCGCCCAGAAAAAAGGAAUGCCAUGAACAAGGCAUUCUGGAGGGAGAUGGUUCUCUGUUUCCGAGCUAUUGCUGAAGAUGCUAGUUGCCGAGCUGUUGUCAUAUCUGGGGCUGGGAAAAUGUUUACUUCAGGAAUUGAUCUAUUUGACUUGGGGAGUGACUUUUUACAACAGCAAGAAGAUGAUCCAGCACGAAUAGCCUGGAAUCUGCGUAAGAAGAUUUCUGACUACCAGGAAACUUUCUCAGUCAUUGAAAAGUGCACUAAACCAGUGAUUGCUGCUGUGCAUAAUGCCUGCAUUGGAGGAGGAGUUGACCUUCUCUGUGCUUGUGAUAUUCGUUACUGUACCCAGGAUGCUUGGUUUCAAGUUAAGGAAGUAGAUCUGGGUCUAGCUGCCGAUGUUGGAACACUGCAACGUCUACCUAAAGUCAUAGGGAGUCGAAGUCUUGUAAAUGAACUGGCCUUCACUGCAAGAAAGAUGAUGUCGGAAGAAGCCAAAACUUGUGGCUUGGUCAGCCGUGUAUUCCCAGACAAAGCUUCACUUCUCAGUGCUGCGUUUGAAUUAGCCUCUGAGAUUGCCAGUAAGAGUCCUGUUGCUGUGCAGGGAACCAAAGUGAAUUUGGUGUAUUCCCGAGAUCACUCUGUGCAGGAGAGUCUGGAUUACAUGGCAUCUUGGAACAUGAGCAUGUUGCAGUCACAGGAUCUUCUUAAAUCUGCCCAAGCUGCCAUGGAGAAAAAGACCCCAAAAGAUGUGAUAUUUUCUAAAUUGUAGAUUAGAGAUCAGUACUUCAGGGAAGCUGUUCCACAUCCAACAAUACUAAAUACAGAUUUAUCAGUACACAUAUUGCCUAAAACUCCUGACAGAAAAGAUAAGGCCCAGGAUAUGUGCAGGGAUUAGCAGUCAAAGAAACCAUCACAGACAGUAGAUAAGGGGCCCCUUAAAUGAGAGAUAGAGGCACUGAAUGUGGAAAAUGUAAAUCCUCCAAUAUGUUGUGUUUCAAUAUAGAAACACAACUCCCUCCUUUUUUUAAAAUAAAAUUGUUUAUUUUAAAUUUUUCUAUUUUUUACUGAUUUAAUGGGAAACCUUGCUAAAUUAAUUGAUUCAGGCAUGGUGUAAGACAUUUUUACAGAACACGUAGAUGCCUGCACCAUGGGGUGUUUCAUUUAAUUACUAAAAUUAACCAGGAGAAAUUGGGCUGCUGCUUCUUCCUUACAAUUGAGCUAUGUCCAAGUGAGAUUCUAUGCACUUAAAUAUUUUCUGAACAAUAAAAUAUUAAUAUAUCAGUUA